Paramuricea clavata is the source of this 5230-nucleotide messenger RNA. The record is from the annotation of a GenBank genome assembly. NCBI's taxonomy places the organism in Eukaryota, Metazoa, Cnidaria, Anthozoa, Malacalcyonacea, Plexauridae.
AUGUCUACUUCAAAGCAUACUCCCACAAAAGCUUAUCCUGUAUCAACCGUUAAUCUUAAGGAGAUUUGCCGAUUGUGCGGCAUAAAUUUCAAGAUUGCUGGUCGUGGUCAUUACAACAUAUUUUCGGGAUUUAAGCAUGAUUUACAGCGUCGACUGUCAAGAUUGCUGAAACGCGAUGUUGUUCAAGAGAACCAUUUGUCUUCUAUGGUGUGUCAAGGAUGUUUUCGAAAGAUUCAAAAAUUCGAAAAGUUCCAGAAAGAGCUGGAUGAUUUUGUUACGGCUUAUUCCGAAAACGAAAGUAUUCGAGUUCGCGAGAAGAGGUGUCGACAAUCGCCAGCUUUGGGAGUUGGUUCGAAUGGAACAACAAAGAGAUUAUGUACUACAUCCUCGCCGUUAAAUAAUAUAAACAACAAGUUGGAAUCAACAUGUAGAUCGCCAGCAAGGAGGUCUCUCCUCAGUGCCGUAGCAAGCUCGAUAAUUGGGGGGGCUGAUAUGCAUAUAUUCGUGUUCACAGACCAUAAAAACAAUCGAUUUCAAAAGAAAUUAAUAACGCAGAACACGAAUAUAUGAAUAUCAGCCCCCCCAAUUAUCGAGCUUGCUACGGCACUGCUCCUGCCUGUGCUUGCAAAUAACAUUACUGCUGGUCAUUUGAAAGAAAUGAGCGGAACAGUUUCAGCCGACAAUCGUCUUCAAAAUGAGCAAGAAAAUCCCACAACGAAAGUUGAGGUAGAAUAGUAGCAUUUGAUCUGUUGAUAAGUUUAUACCAGUAUGAUUUAUAGGAAUUUUAGUUAUUAAAACAUAUUGUAUAUAGGCAUGUUCGUAAUAAAAGUCACGUUUUUCCUUGCAGGUUUUCAUACAAUGGCCAAAUCUCUUAAAGAAAAAAAUAAUCCACGACUUGAGAAUCAAACAAAUAAUUGUUAACUUAACAGUUGCCAAACAUUCUACAGCAAUAAACGCCAUCUGGAAAAGGGAGGAGUUUAGAGAAAUACUUCUAAAGAAAUUUCAAGAGGAAAUUAAUAAGGAAACAGUUGAGAUAUGUAAAACAACUACGCCUUCCCUGUUAAGGAAAAUUUCCCCGGAUGACUUGCAGACAUUUUCAGCGCAAAGGCAUGAACUAGAGUUGCAAGAGAGAUGUCCAAUAUUGUAUCGUUGUCUCAGGUCGUGUGCUGUCUCCCCUGAGAAAGAGAAAUUGUUGAAAGAGGGAAAUGUAAAGAUAAGUAAAAGGCCUCAUCAAGCUCUGUCUGUAGCCUCUUCCGUAUUGCUGAAGCACAGAAAUCAACAAAUGUCUGCUCAGGCAUACCGAACUGGGGUAAUGUUAUGGAAUGGAGGUACCAAAACGGAGGUAAUAUGUAUUAAUUCAAAAACAAAGCCCCAACAUUGUUGUAAUAUAUUAAGUCUCAGUAUACGUGUUGCCGUCAUGCCAUGCAUUGCUUUGGUCAAUCGAAUUAUUUGGGCAAAAAUUUGCAUUCCUAUCGUGACAUUCCAUAACGAUUUUAUAUGUAAUUGUAAAAUGUUGUUGUUUUUCCCUAACAGACCUUGGCUCUGAUAUAAUAUUCUUCCAACAAGACAACCUUCCAUAAUUUAUAGCCUAUAGGGCAACGACAGACUUUCAGAUUUUACUCAGAAGGGGGGGAGGCCAAAAAUUGGGUGGGGGGCAAGCAUUUAGUGGGAUAGAACAAUGGAUUGUGUAGCACUGCUAAACAAUCUGCAGCAGGGGUCUGAGAGCACAGUUGCUAAUGUGGUAAAGGGGGGAGGGGACAUACAAGAGAUUUUUGGUCUUAUUUGGUUCAAAUCCUUUGUUUUUAUAGUCUAAUACUUCAAAAUUGUAAUAUUUCAUUUACUCUAUACUGUCAUUUAAUCCAAUGAGCAGUUAAAUUUAUGGGGUGUGCAAAUUUCUGUAGGUGGUGUGGAAAAGUUUUUUUUUGGGGGGGUUGCAAAGUGUUUAUGGGGGGGGGUGUUCCCCCCUGGAAAAUCUGUCUAUGCUAAAGGCAACCACAUCUUAUUACUUCAGUUACAUUUAAUCUCUUUAUAUAUAGUGCCAUGAUAGAAUGCACAAAUUGGGAUUGGCUAUGUCUCAUAAGAGUGUACUAACAAAGAUUGACAGCAUGUGUAAAGGUCAUGACAAACGUGUUCUACAAUGGAAAAGAGAGACAGAAGAUUGUGGAAAGAAACAACACAUGGCAAACAUAGUACAGAAGGCAAUUCAUUCCUUGGAACAACAAACUGGAUCUGUAGAUUUUGCUUACUUAAAGUCUGUUGUGGAGGUUAUGUGUGGGAAAGUAUUUGAUAACAAUCUAUUUGAAGAAUUGUUACAGAAUACAUCAAAAUAUGCACAGAGUCUGCAUGUUACAUACAGUGUGGCAAUUUCCAAAUUGAUAGAUGAUAUGUCUCCCAUAUCAUUGUACCAAAUAAUUGGUGAUAACGUUGACAUAUUUGUAAAAGCAAAACAUAUAGGUUCACAACAUCAAAACAAGAGUAUUCAUUGGUUCAACCUAAAUGUUGUGAGAGAACGUGUUAAUGGCUCACAUCUUUGUAACAGCAAGCCACUGCGACCCAUUAAGGAUGUCAGCAAUACAGAAUUUCUACCUUCUGCUGAUGACAGUGACAAAUUACUUGAUGAAUUUGUUGUCUUGUGUGAAAGAGUACUUGUUGGUAACAUGCCUGCUUUCAGACCAUUCAAGAAAUUUGUGGUUAAGCAUAUUCCACAUGAAUAUAAUGAAAUGAUGAAAACAAAAUCAGAAGAGGUAUUUUAAUUAAACAUUUUUUAUUGCAUCACUCAAAAGUAUGUUUAGACAUUGAUUGUAAAAUAACAAAAUAACAGUUAUUUUACUCACUACAACAAACGUUUGUUUUAGUUCAAAAUUAGCUUAAACUUACCACAAUGUUUAUGCAAACUAAUAAAUUGCCAAUUGCAUUGUAUUUCGUUGAAAGCAAUAUAUGGACACAGAUCCCCAUAUGCACUUUAAUUAUUUUGUAGAACCCGCUUGGCUUGUUGUUCAAGAACGAAAACUGUACAGAUCAAAUGAUAGACAUUUUGGAUCAUAUACAGUCAAGUUAUGUUCCAGUUCAGCCUAAUGUUGAUGUUGAUGAUGAUGAUGAUGAUGAUGAUGAUGAUCCUCACAAUAAUCCUGUCACUAUUCAAGAUCGAAUAUUUUUUGGAGGGGAUCAAUUAACAGAGGAAAGAAGUCGCAAUGCAAAACUAGCCCGGAGUGAUGGAGAUAAUGGCAUUGAGAGACUGGAAGGUAUAAUGCCCAAAGUUGAAGAUUGGCAUGCUUCGAGAUUGAUAUAUCAGGUUUGUUUAUUAUAUCAAUAUAUAUGUGGCCACAUGCACUUUACUUUAUUAUUUUGCUCUGUCUAACGCCAGACAAUUUUACUGAUCAUGAAGGCGAGAGUCUUGGAUUUUAAUUGGUUAAUUAAUAGUUGUAAAUGCAAUACAAUUUCUUCAUGUUCUUGUGGGACACCUCAUACUAUAUCCGAUACAAUGUGGCCACUUGUAUUGUAAGUAUUACUUAAUUAAAAUAUGCAUAUAAUUCUGCACAAGUGGGAUAUAAGGUAUUUGUAUUUUAACCCAUUAAGCGCCAGCGCUCUCCCCUUGACGAGUAAAAUCGUCUGGCGUUAAACAGAGUAAAAUACUAAAAGUAGGGUGCAUCGGGGUGCAAUGUGACUCAAUGGGUUAAAAUUUAAUUAACCCAUUGAGAGUUGCAGCCUCUCCCCUAGGCUGAGUAAAAUAUGAAAGUAAGGUGCAUCAGGGCACAUUGCAACUUAAUUCCAGCUUUUAAUUUAUGCAUGCAGGAGGUGACAGGAAGUAAGGUAUCAGUUUGAUAAUUUUGCUAAAAAAGUUAAGUAAAAACUGCUGAAACGACUGAAAUAUUUCAACAAUUUACAAGUAUAAGCUAUCACUCUGUGUUUUUAAAAGGCCACCAUUCUUAUUUUUUUAGCAUAAUCAGCAAUACGAUACCUUACUCCCCCCCCUGCAUGCACAAUUAAAAGCUGUAAUUGCCUGUUGUAAUUUAAUUCUUUUCUAAUCAUAAUAUUGUUCUUGACAUAUUAGAUCCUGUAUGACAUACUGUAUAAAGGGAACUCAUCUGUUGAUGUGGCUACAAUGUGUUCCAACAUGAAUGUUGUCAACAACAGCAACGCUAGAACUACUAAUGUGCUUGACAAUUUAAAUCAAUGUAAAAAUUUUAUUAACAUGGAAACCGAUGCCAUUAUAACUGCUUGUGCUAUGACAUAUUUUGGCAUAAGCUCUCUUGAUAUGCCAGUUGAUGAGGUCAUCCCCCCACACAUAUUGAAUGGCAGUGAUGAUGAAAAGCGGUUAUGGUAUCAUAGGCAUGUGAAAAGUAUGGUAUUAAAGUAUGUAAUGAACAAAGAGUCUGAAAUAUUUCAUAGUAUGGUAGAAGGAGUGCAGCAGCAUAAUCAACCCAAGUCCAGAGAUAUUUACAAUUGCAGAGUUUGCAACAAGGAAUAUCGCUACAAGAAAGCAAUGGAAAAUCAUGAAACAAAGAAGCAUGACUAUGUUCACAAAGACGAGUCUUCAACUGAUACGAGUGAAGAAACUGAAAAGAAUAAAAGUACUGACAAGUCUGAUUACAUAUAUAACUAUGCAUGUGUUAGACUUAGCAUGGGGUUUGUACGGAAUUUUGAUGAUGCAGUAAGAGAAGGGGAUGGACAACGGAUUAUUAAGUGCUGGAAAUACAUGACAUUGCUGUUCAAAGCAUAUAAUCACAAUAAGUAUGCAUUUGCAGGUUUACAGCUACAAGCUAACAUAUAUGCACUCUGUACACCGCAAGAAGCACAUCGUCUCAUGUGGAACAGAACUGUUAAUGUAAAAGGACAAAAGGGAAAGAAUAUAUCCCUUGAUCUCAGGCUAGAGCAUCUAAAUCACAUACUCAAGGAGAUGUUGAGAAACCUCGGUCCUAACCUUAACGAAGUUACUGCAGCACGUGCCAGUCAUUCACUUGUGCGUAUUGAGAAGUUUCUUCAGUCCGUAGAUGAGGAAGUAGGCAGACAUCAGCCAUCAGGUCAUCAUGUAAUUGCGAAGUGGGAGUCUGACUUUAAAGAACUUGUCAACCAGUUCCACAUAAAAGGUGAAGUGUUCUGUUUCACAGAAGGCAGGGAGUAUGACAAGUUUCCCAAGUUUGAUCGCAAUGUACUACAUAAUAUAAAUUUCAAAAACCUAAAUGACUGGAUGAAUGAACACAAAAGGAAGCUUGGUGAUGCUAAAAAAUAA